AUUAUCGUCAUUGGAUUUUUUUUUUAGUCAUGAGAAUCUCAUCAUCAAAUUGCAACCAUCAAUAACAACAAUAACCAUAAUAAUAGCCAAGUAAUCAACGAUUAAGGACAAUUUAUACCCAUAAACUUUGCCAACCACAAAUAUGGCUGAAAAUAUGGCUUCGCAUGAAUCACAAAUGUAUGUUGCACCUAAUCCUGAAACACAUUUCGAAGAAUUGUUUCGUGUAGUCCAACCAGAUGCUAACAAUUCGAACAUCAGAAAUCAACAAUGUACAAAUGUACCGAUGCGACAACGUAAUUUUCCCGAUUCAUUUUUUCGUCAACCAUCCUGUUCAUCAUCGACAUCACAUUCACGAGAAUCAUCAUUGGAUGCAACAUUCAAUUCCAAUUUUGUAAAUAAAAAUAAUUCAAAUUCAUCAAAUUUGGCAAAACCGCCGGCAACACCGAUCCAGGCAAAUUCAACACAACGUAAUGGCCGUCAUGUAUCACCAUCACCACCGUUUGUUCAUCAAAAAGCUCAUUCAUUACCGGCUUCAUUGCCGAAUCAAAAAUUUGUCGUUGCAUCAAUAACGAAUCUAGACAAUAAUAACAACAAAAGUCCGAUGAUUUCCGGCCAAAACGCUAUAAUAUCUCAGCGACAGCCCUUACCGCCACCACCGUUGCAACAAUUUCGACAAAAACAAUUGACAUUACCCAAUCAUAAUGUAACAAAUAAUAAUAAUUUCCAUUGUCGUCAACAAAGUUUUGAUAUUGAUAAGAUUUCAUUGCCUGAUGGUUGGACAAUGUCGUUCGAUUCGGAUGGUCAACGGUAUUUUAUUGAUCAUAAACAUAAAAUCACCACAUGGGAUGAUCCAAGAAUAAAGAUUACUCAGCAAAAUUUCGCUAAUCUUACUCAUACAUCAAAUUCAAUCAUUGAUCAUCCUGUUGCUUAUCAAUCGCAGCAGCAACAACAAAUUCAGCCCCCAUUCAUAGUGCCUAACAACAACAAUAAUAAUAACUACGAUCCGAUCCAUUUCACGACAUUGCCGGAUACAGGAUUCUUAUUCAAUUCGAAUAUGACGACGAUGCCCACAGAAAUUGCUUCGGUUACUGAAAAAAUGAAAGGACAAAUUCUUACCGAUGAUACGAAUCAAACGACGAAUCAACAGCAGCAACAAAUAUUUGAUCCACAAUAUCAAUACCUCACUGAAUUAAGAAUGGAAAGAGAAAAAAUGCGUAGCCGAGCGGAAAUUCUUAAAAGUAAUCCAAUGGUUCGUAGUGAUUAUAUACCAUCAUUACAGAUGAAAACAUCAUCGAGUAAUAAAGAUUUGUCAAAUAUUGAACCAUCAACAACAACCACAAUGAUGAUUCAUGGCCGUCAAGAAAGCCAAGAUUCUGGCCUUGGUGGAAGCGCCACUGGUACAUUGAACAGCAUUAAUUUUCAAAAUGAAGCUAAUUUAUUCAAUGAUUUUAGCUCUAAUGGACAUGUUGCCGAAACGUCUGGGCAACUUGAUUCAAAUGUUGUACAGUGUCUCAUGUCUGAAUCGGUCGACUUACUUAGCAUCACGGAUUUAGAUCUAGAAGGAUUGGAUAUAGAGCAAUAUAUCCAACAUAAUCCAAUCAAUAAUGAUCUUGGGCAAUUAUUUAAUCAUGAUGAAACGAUGACAUGGAAUGUUUGAUUCGAAUCAUCAUCAAUCAUACAACCAUCAUUCACUCAUGGUCAUCAUUGAUUUCAUCCAGAACACAAUCCAACAAUCUCAAAGUAUUUGUAGCAUCAAGCAUUUACCAAUGGACAUUUCAUUUUUUGAAUCUUAAUCAAAACUAUGAUCGUCAUGUCGAUUCUAUUUGGCAUUUUCUAUUAUAUUUAUUUAUUUCAUGAACAGACAAUCAGAACAGGAUGGCCUUGUUUGCAAAUUAUUCUUGAUGCAUCUAGCAUAGAAAACAAAUGAUGACUUGAUGACGGCAGCAAUUUCUUAUCAGAAUUUCAUGCAGACUGAUUCUAUUUGCCAAAUCUCAUUUGCAUCUAAUUUUAGACAACUUUAUUCAUUCAUCAAUGAAAAACCCACCAUAAUGAAAUAAGUGUUCAUCAUCAUCAUUUUAUAUAUCACCAUAAAAAUGAAACAACAAAAAAAAAACAAAACAACAACCGGAUCUAUUGAUUCCUAUAUAUUCAUUAAUGUGCCUGUUGAAUUUCAAUCCUGAUAAUGAUGGUGGCAAUUCAAUGAAAUGACAACAAACCAAAUGUCAAGUCCAAGCCAAAGUCAUCAAAUUUGCUCAUAUUUUAUCCAACUCCAUCUGAAUCAUCAUCCUUUUCCAGAAUUUUUUUCUUCCCUUUUUCAUUGUUUUUCAAUCAAUCAUACCUGUGAUUAAAAAUUUUUUUCCUAUCGAAAGUCUUCGAUGUCGUAUGCCUGUGUGGGAGUGUGCAUCUUCGCUCAUCUAAUAUAAAAUUGAAAAAUCAAAAAAAAAAAAAAAUAAUAAUCUAUACAUACCAUUAGAUUGAUAAAUUUCUUGCCCUUAUUUAUUGAAAAAAAAUAAUCAUUUCUAUCAUUCGAUUUUUGUUGUUAACAAAGUUUCAAUUUAUAUUCCUUC
Messenger RNA from Dermatophagoides farinae (American house dust mite), 2567 nucleotides. Its product is annotated as WW domain-containing transcription regulator protein 1. NCBI's taxonomy places the organism in Eukaryota, Metazoa, Arthropoda, Arachnida, Sarcoptiformes, Pyroglyphidae. Gene Ontology annotation, biological process: hippo signaling; positive regulation of transcription by RNA polymerase II. The record is from RefSeq and is a predicted model, not a curated record. Gene Ontology annotation, cellular component: cytoplasm; nucleus. Gene Ontology annotation, molecular function: protein binding; transcription coactivator activity.